AUGCAUCGCGCAGAUCCUCUGUCCAGGAGGCCAGAUCAUGAAGAGGGGGUAAAUCUCGAUAAUGCCGACAAGACUCUGCUCAAACUGAAAUAUUUCAUGAUUAAAGCUAUUCAACAUACCCAUCUUGCAGUCGUCACAGAUCAUGAUUUGAUGGACAAGAUCAAGGAGGCACUACAAGACGACAAUGUGAACAACUCAUACAAAGACCUACUCAAGAAAGGACAACGAGAGUUCUCGAAAGGACUCGAAGACUGGAACUUCGAAAGAAUCACUUAG
Messenger RNA from Laetiporus sulphureus 93-53, 276 nucleotides. RefSeq lists its product as uncharacterized. The transcript has 2 exons. The record is from RefSeq and is a predicted model, not a curated record. NCBI's taxonomy places the organism in Eukaryota, Fungi, Basidiomycota, Agaricomycetes, Polyporales, Laetiporaceae. Bases 1 to 276 code for a protein of 91 amino acids.